Molecule: messenger RNA, 1088 nt
Organism: Macrosteles quadrilineatus (aster leafhopper)
Lineage: Eukaryota; Metazoa; Arthropoda; Insecta; Hemiptera; Cicadellidae
Product: 2-aminoethanethiol dioxygenase
Exons: 1
Coding region: 219-983 (254 amino acids)
Cellular component (GO): mitochondrion
Molecular function (GO): oxidoreductase activity, acting on single donors with incorporation of molecular oxygen, incorporation of two atoms of oxygen
Source: RefSeq, a predicted model, not a curated record
UGUCACUUCACUUGUCAAAAGUCAAGUCUUUAUGCUAAGUAAAGUAGUGGAUUGGACACUGGACAUAUCAUGUCUCGCAUAGCAAAAUUUUAUUGUUUAUUAAAUUUUACAGAGUAGUUUUAUUAGCAAUAGUCUGUUAGAUAGUUAGCUGUUCUUUCACUCUGAAGAUCGUAGGAUUAUUGUGACACCACAGACCACUAAUAUUCGUGCCACAAACUAUGGCUGGAUCAUCUCUAAUCGAAGUAGUGAAACGGCAAGCAAUAGCGACUUUCACUAAACUUGCUGGAGGAAUAUCAUCUAAUUUUGAGGAUAAUCUGUCUAAACUUACAGGUUUAAUGAAUAAGGUAACCAGUGAUGACGUCAAUUUAGAUGAAUGUUUAUCAAGUGAUUGUUCAGAAGAUGCAAAUGCGCCAGUCGCGUACAUAAACAUUCAUGACGAUCCUAACCUGUCCAUUGGUGUAUUUGUUUUGAAAAAAGGUGCUAGACUUCCUCUUCAUGACCAUCCAUUGAUGUAUGGAAUUUUAAAAGUAAUUCGUGGCACUGUGCACAUUCAAAGCUAUUCUAUACUAACAAAUCCAGACGUUAGAGAACAAGAAACACUGAGUGCAUCUAAAUCUGAUUUGCAUCCUAGUGAAGUUGGAUUGACCAAAGAUACACUGUAUAGGCCAGUGGUUUUACUUGCUAAGAAGGAACCAGCAUCAUUGAUAGGUGAAAAAGACAGUGCUUGUGUUUUGUCCCCUCUUGUUGGCAACUUACAUGAGAUCCAUAGUGUUAAUGGACCAGCUGCAUUUUUAGAUGUUUUAUCUCCAUCUUAUAACACAGAUAUCCCUGGAGUUGGUCCACGUCCUUGCCGUUAUUUCAAAGAACUGGAAUGCGAUACAGUUUCCCAAAGUGAAAUUGAACGAAGACCAUUAAGAAAAUUAAUACGUAUCUCACCUCCGCCAGAUUAUUGGAGUUGCUCAUUGCCAUACAAAGGACCAUAGGCUAAGAUUGUAGGUAAAUUGUUAAUCGUUGACUUCUCGUAUUAGGAUAACUGGACAUAUUGUUGAUACUUAUCUGUAGUGUAUUAAAGAUAAGUAGGCAUAAUG